AUGGCGGCGGCGCACUGCUUCCGGCCUCUCCAUCCGCCGCCUCCCGGCGGUGGCGCGACGGCUUUUGCUUCUUCUUCUUCAUCUUCUUCUCUUCUUCUCCGUUGGGCGAGCGGUGAGCGGCUCUCUCCACUGAUACCCACGGCUUCGCCCCUCCAUCACCGGCGGGAGAGGAAGGGGAAGAAAGGAGCUCUGAGGAACGAAGUGGGGGCAAUUCGGCCUCACCGCGCGGUGACAGCUGUGAGAUCGCUGCAAUCGCAGGGACGGGAAGUGGAGGCUGCUCCAAACGCCCUUAGCAGUUUCUGGAAAUGGGCGGUAGAGAAUGGCGCCACCGCUCAGGCGGUGAAGCUCGCCGCCGUUCCGGAGGGCCUGGGGCUGGUAGCUCAGAGGGAUCUCUCCCGGAACGAGGUGGUGGUGGAGGUCCCCAAACGGCUCUGGAUCAGCCCGGAGACUGUGGUUGCUGAUCCCGAGUUGGGUCGACUCUGCUCCGGUCUCAGACCGUGGGUAUCGGUGGCGCUGUUCCUCCUCAGGGAGAAGGCCCGGGGCGUGGAAUCUUCCUGGAAGCCGUACCUGGACAUCCUCCCGCCGUCUACGAACUCCCCCUUGUUCUGGUUCGUCAGUCUCUCCGGCCAUUACAUCUCUGUGCUUAUCGGUCCCAUUUUCUUGAAAGACGGUGUGUGUCUGUGUGUCCUAGUUCGAAUUCGAAUUCAUGCUCUGAUUUUGAGAUGGCCCAAGGUUACUACCGAUAGGCAGGCGCUUUCUUUGUUAGAUGGAUUGUAGUUUGGUCUGGGCCACGGUUCUGCCUCUAUUGAACGUCCCUUGGGUUUUCCAUUACAGGUCAGAACAGGAGCUCUCUGAGCUGCAAGGUCAGCCGAAAUUCUAUCCACUCAAGAACUUUCGUUUUGUUUGGUGAUUUUUUUUAUGAAUGCUCCCCCAUCAUGGCUGGCAUUUCCUCCUGUGAGUUAUUUUGCCAUCUUGACCAGGUUGGGGACUUUCUCAGAUGGGUUUCUUCAAAUCUAAUCAAUAUCUUCCUCCCUGAAGUCAUAUCCUCUCCAUUUUUUAAGUUUCAUACUUCUCAUCCUUCUUUUUGGUUCACUCGAAAAUUUCUUUGAGACCUUGUGCGUUUGGGGGUUCUAGAGAUAAGUCCGGAGGGAGUUGAACAGCUGCACCAAUUGAAGUGCUACACUGGAUAGGAUUCUGGUAUAAAUCCAACCCUGGGGGAUUUUGUUGAUCCAAAUUCCUGGAAAUUUCCAGAGAGGUUCCAUAGUUAUUAGUCCAGCUUGCUCUUUGCUCAUUCAAUUAUUUGAGAUUCUGUGCUGGGGAGAGCACAUUACACCUAAUCAGUAGGUUUUUGAACGGCAGAUAGAUUUUUCUGAAGAAAAGGUGCGCACAUCCUAAGAGAAGGUGCAGGUUUGACUUUUUGUGCUCACACAUUCUAUGAGAAACGAGGGAUCCGGUAUCAUGGUACGGUUUUGAGUGUCAUCACGGACUUUGUGAAGCAAUAAGCCCUUUGAUUCUGUUUUUUCCUUAUAACUUACUCUGACUACUGAAGGGCCUGUUCAAUUAUAUGAAGCUAUUUGCUUUAAUGAUUUAUUGUUCAUUUAUGUCGCUAAAAUGUAUUGAGGUGUUUACAUUUUCUUGCCGACAUGAAUUUCUUUUACAGGGACCCAAUUACUGAGUACGGUUUUUGGAGUCAAAGAUUUUUUGAGAAGUGAAUUUCUGAAGGUUGAAGAAGACAUUCUACUACCUUACAAACGUGUUUUUCCCUCACCUAUAACAUUUGAGGACUUUGUUUGGGCUUUUGGGAUACUCAGGUCGCGGACAUUUUCUGGCCUAAGUGGAGAAAAUCUUAUUUUGACCCCGGUAGCUGAUCUUGUGAGUUAUUUAUGGCUUUGCAAUCAUUAAAUCAUUUUUCGGUAUAGAAACGUUGACAAAACAUCGUUAAAAUUUAUUAUCCGCCAUUUAUUCAAGCCCUCCUUUGGGAAACGCAUUGUUUCUCUCCGAUAAUGCUAGAAGAAAUUUCACAUUUUUUAGGCAGCUUUUUUCUAAGUCAAAGCAGGAGGAUAUGACACAUGAUUUCAUCAAUGAUCACGAAGUGGAUAAGUUAAAAUGGCUGAUUUUUCUGAAUUAUGGCGAUCACAUAACGUUCUUAGACUUGGACUAUUAGAAUCUUGUAAAUUGAAAUUGAUGACAUAACAAUGCAAUAUCAUGGGGAGAAGCGUUGGUAUGAUUACAGGCUUCGAGGCUUAGUGUUUUCUCUUAGUAAGGCAAGUUCUACUAUUGUCUGGGUCGUUAAGCUUGCUACUCAACAAUAAGAAUGGAACGAAUUAAGGUUCUUACAUGUAUAUAGGUGGUCUACUGACAGGCUGCAGAAUACGAUUGGCUUCCUAGUUCGGGAUGGGCUUUCACGUAUGUAGGAUAUAUAAAAAUAAAAAUAAGAAAACGGUAAACAAUUAGAAGUGAAUACAAACAGAAAAUAGAAUCAGUGCAGCUUCUAUUGUUUACCGAUUAUGAUAGAUAUUCAAUAUGAAAUCUAUGAAAUUUAGUACCGUAUUUAUUGUUUACCAAAAAAGAAUAGAGCUGAACACCAUGCAUCUGUGAAUAAAAAAGUACGUGCAAGAUCAAUUAUGAGUGAUGAUUACAAGAAGCCUUGCACCAUUGUUCUGGGCCCUGAGGGACCAAAGGCUGUCCACAUGGCUGCUUUGUUUUCUCUACAUAACGAUAUUAGCGCUUUUUUCACCAUGGAUAUGAUCUACAUCUAUUAUACACCUAUCUUCCUACCUUUUCCGCAUAAUUGGCCAAACCAGACAUUUUUUUUAUACUUCAGAGGAAGGAUGUGCUUUUUCCCUUUCAUUUAAGUCCUGAUGUUCCAAUUUUUGAUCUGAAUACGAAUUUAGCUGUACCUGCAAAUCGUGGGUCGAUUGACCCUCAUCAAAACUCAGCACAAAUUAGUUUCAUGGGUAUUAAAUAUUAAAUCGUAAUUAGUGUUACCUGCUUCAGAUGAAUCGUUCUUUUUACAGAAUAAUUGAGCCUGCUAGAGAUCUAUUAAAAGUUUCAUUUAUUUUCAUACUGACCAUAACUGACUUCUCUUUUAUUUUUUCUUCCUAACGUUCUCUGGUUUUCCUUCAAAGGUAAACCAUAGUCCGAAAAUCACCUCAAAAGACUCCGCGUGGGAAAUCAAAGGAAAGGGCCUUUUCUCACGGGAGGAAAUAUUCUCAUUGAGGACAACAGUUCCUGUCAAAGCAGGUGAACAGGUGAAAUAUUUUUCUAUUUAAUUUCUGUCCUGACUUUCUUUUCAUGACUUUUUCGCUUAAUGGUAUAAAUGGAUAAUGCUUAAAAGUCUGGAGGGUGAAUCAUUGGUUAUAGAACCUUGUUUUAUUUAAAAAGUAUCUUUCAAUGCAGGGUAAAAAGUAUACUUGACUUCGCCAGAAAAUUCUGGUUUAAUCCUUCUGAGUUUGAAUUAGGAGACGUAAACUUGUAAAUAAACUGUCAGCUGUUCUCGAAUUAUGCUUUUUUGUUAUGCAACGUACUGGAAACUUUAUAUACUUAGUCCAUCAUGCCACCAUUAUCAUAGAACUUUUUCCAUUGAUUUGGCCCGGAAAGAACUCAAUUAUUUGUCGACUUUUCCAACCAGUUCACAUUCUUACCAUUAUAAUCAGUUAAUAUAACUUAAGUUGUAAGAGAGAUUGUCAAACGCCCAUGAGACCCGUUAGCUGGUGGAGAACUACAUUCUGUGCUGAUUAAUCUGGUGAAAGGUCCUCAGGGGUAUCAUAGACUUUGCACAGAUUCUGAAGACGAAGGAAGAAAAGUUGGAGAGCUCACCUUCUAUGAUAUGUAUCAUAGAUUUUAGUAGUGUCCCAACAUUUCCGUACGUUUGUUGACUCUUCAUAAGAGUCAUCAGUUGCAGGUAUUCAAUGGUGAAACAAGCUGAGCUCACCUAGAUAUUAACUGACUGAACAUAGUGUAAAACCAAGUGAACUCUUCUCUGCUUGAAUGAUAUUUCAGCUUGUACCCAAGAGAUUAGCUUGAUAUUUGAUACUCCCGCCAUAGAUUUGCGCUUAUUCCUUUAUUUUGAUAUUCUCUGAAUACCCUUUUUUAAGAUUGUCGAGAGUGGUAUAAAUUGUAGAUUUCACUUUUGAUUGUUGCCGCUGUCACUCUUCCUUUUUCUCCUCCUUUUUUUUAAAAAAAAAGUUUUGGAGCUGCAAUGCUGCUUUUUCUUGUUUCUUCAAUUCUGGUUGCUCUGGAUGUUUUGUUAUGAUCUCAUUCUCCUAUAUCCACCUGAAGUUGCUCUUGAUGUCCGUCGAUCAAGAUAUCUGUUUAUUUAUGAAUCAAAUGAUCUAGUUAUGUUAUGGGCGCGUUGGUUUUUUAGUUAUUCGAAUUCAAUCCCUAUUCUUUCUAGUAUGAUAUUCAUAUUUCAUGCUUCUUUGCUGAAUUAGUGGGAUUUACAAUGAUAGUAGGUCUGCAUGUCACAACCAAAUAUAUAUAGGAAGAAAAUCCGCACUUAGACCUCAGAAUUAAGAACUGGAGAUAACACAGUACGUAUUCUGAAUUACACAAUUUUCAGUGCAGGUUUAUAUACAGUAUGACCUUGGAAAAAGCAACGCUGAACUAGCACUUGAUUACGGGUUUAUUGAGAAGACAUUGGAUCGAGAUUCAUACACUUUGACCCUUGAGAUCCCCGAAUCAGAAGCGUUUCUUGAUGAUAAGCUUGAUAUUGCUGAAUCUAAUGGCUUGGGGGAGACUGCGUAUUUCGAUAUUUACCUAAAUCAAGCUCUUCCUCCCUUGAUGCUCCCUUAUCUUCGUUUAAUAGCUCUCGAAGGAUCCGAUUCAUUUCUUUUAGAAGCCCUAUUCAGAAACUCUGUGUGGGGUCACCUCGAGUUACCUGUCAGCUAUCAGAACGAGGAGUUGAUCUGCCGUGUGAUAAGAGAUGCUUGCAGGUCUGCAAUGUCUGCCUAUCAAACUACCAUUGAAGAAGUAAGUUUUUUUGGUUCUUAUUCUCGAUAUUAUCUUUAUUCCAUUUAUAUGCUAUAAGAUAAACAAGUUCGGUAUUAUAAAUGGCAAACGAGCUCAAAAUUCAAUAAAAUGUUAAGUUUACAUGUUGACUCAUCUAAUGAGUUGAAUUUCUCCGCUGUUUUAAAUUAAAUUCAUUCAAUUUAUUUUCAUUUGUAGAUGGUAGGGUGAUGGAAAUCUAACUUCAGAUAAUCAAAACGAAGUUAUGAAUAGUCACUUUUUCCCACAUGUUCCCUCUCCAAUAUAUAUCAUAUUUCCGUCAUAUUACCACUGCUGCUGUGCUUACCGAGACAGCAAUCGUAGAGAGAGAAGCUGCUGUUGCUAGAUGCAAUGAGAGAGAGAUGAAGGAACAUAUAGCGACAGUAGUUUGUUCCUGCCGUCCUGUUGUAUAGCACAGAGGGAGAAGGAGAAUUCCCGCCAUUGCCUAAAAUAGCAAUUGGGUAGGCCAUGAAAUCAUCAUCAUCAUCCCCCAAAUCGCAAGAACCUAUUGUUCUAUUUACAUGUAUACAGUCUGAUAUGUUCAGUGUAAUCUUUCUUCACCGUUUAGCAAUUGAAAGGUGUUUAAAGCUCUGUCAUAAGAAACUAGGUAAAAAAAAACGCGCAAUCAAUGCUUUGAAAUAGAAUUCAUCAAUUUUAAUUUGCAAUGAUUAAUUAAAUAGUGCAGGGGAAUCAACCAAGGUAAAGAAAGUGAAGCUGUUGAAGGCUUUUACCAGAUGGCAGGCUUCUGGAGAUUUCUCAGAAAGAAGUAAACUUAGUCUACACUCAUUCCUAAUGGAGUGGUAGGGGUCAGUAGUGGUAGUAGUGCACCGGAUUUCAAUUUUUGGGCUUUUUUAAUGCGCAAGCUCAUUUGAACUAUUUCAAUAUGGUUUUAUAUUGUCAAAUGCUGCACAAAUUUGGUAUAUACGUGCAUAAAUUUUUCCCUUGUGAGAUGUUAGAUCUCUCAAUCAACUACUACUUCCAUGAAGUAAUAGACCGUAUAAGAAUUUUAUCCUCUUCUUAUUUUAAUUCUAGUCAAUCUAUCCAUGGAGUUCAUGCCAACCAAAUUGAUUCCCACAAGCAUAAGACUUGAGGCACCAAUGUUUCGUGGAUCAUAAAUUAAGGUCACAGAAGUUGCAUCGAAAUUAUCAUUUCAAUCUCAUGCCGGCACACAAAUAAUAAACUAAAAAUAGAUUUCAUGGGAUCAUGGUUUCACCUGUACCCUCUAAAAAUAGACCUUGGAAGUCCAAAAAUUGUUCUAGUACUCUGAGAUCUUCCAAUGUAAUCAAGUGAUCCUAACUUGUUGGAAGCCUCCGUUCCAACAUACUCUUAAACUGUGAUGAUAAGUGAUCAAAGAGUCAAUCUCUUUCAAAAAGAAAUCAAUGCCAUCUUUCCGGGAUAAAAUGAUGCACAAAAAUCGUUUAAAAAGAGUAGUAUUUAUUGUGAUUCUGUGCAACAACUUUGCAUCUUCUUGUUGAGCUCACCACUCCUCUUCUCAGGAUGAAGCCAUUAGAGAAGCUGGAAGCUUGGACCAGAGGCUUGAAAUAGCAGUCUGGAUUCGCGAGGGGGAAAAGAAGGUGCUGAAGCAGAUCGACAUGAUUUUCGAAGAGAGGGAGCAGGAAUUGGGUGGCCUGGAAUAUUACCAAGAGAGGAGGCUCAAGGACUUAGGGUUGGUGGGCGAGGAGGGUGAAAUCAUCUUCUGGGAGUCGAAGUAA
Spirodela intermedia is the source of this 6698-nucleotide messenger RNA. NCBI's taxonomy places the organism in Eukaryota, Viridiplantae, Streptophyta, Magnoliopsida, Alismatales, Araceae. The record is from the annotation of a GenBank genome assembly.